Pecten maximus is the source of this 547-nucleotide messenger RNA. RefSeq lists its product as uncharacterized. Lineage: Eukaryota; Metazoa; Mollusca; Bivalvia; Pectinida; Pectinidae. The record is from RefSeq and is a predicted model, not a curated record.
GGCUGAUGGGCGGGGCCAAAAAGGGUCAAUUAAAUUAAAUACUUCAAAACUCAGGUGACUGUUAAGGCCCAUGGGCCUCUUGUUUUCUAGUGGUGAGGCCAAUAUGGCAGAUCAUAGCUCUGUACCAAUGAACAGCAGUAAGAAGAAUAUGAAAGAUACCAAGGCUAAAAAUAGGAACACAAAACUUGAAUCUUCUGAAAAGCAGGCUGUAGCAGUUGGAAGUUUCUCCGUAGAUAAAACAUUUAGAGCUUUUAAAGUGAAGAUAGAGAAACCAGAAGAUGAGGAAAAGGAGAGACUGAGCUUUUGUCCCAAAGAGAACCGCAACCUAAUGCAUUACCUGUGUAAGCAUGAAAUCACAAAAUUAGCUGGAGAACAGGGCUGGAAAUUCAUCCUGGAAAACAUAGAUGAUAAACUUGUGGUGAAACUCUUUAUUAGGAAUGAAACCCCUAUUGAGAAAUGCAGGGAUAAAGUGAGAGAAUUUAUUACCAAUUCUCUUCCCCAUUUACAUCAAGAGACCUUCGACCUUUCACCUCUUAGCAGCAAGACA